Populus euphratica (Euphrates poplar) is the source of this 1712-nucleotide messenger RNA. RefSeq names its product zinc finger protein CONSTANS-LIKE 16-like. The record is from RefSeq and is a predicted model, not a curated record. Lineage: Eukaryota; Viridiplantae; Streptophyta; Magnoliopsida; Malpighiales; Salicaceae. Gene Ontology annotation, molecular function: protein binding; zinc ion binding. Gene Ontology annotation, biological process: regulation of DNA-templated transcription. Bases 245 to 1588 code for a protein of 447 amino acids. The transcript is spliced from 3 exons. Gene Ontology annotation, cellular component: nucleus.
CCAUCCUGUUAACUGGACAUCAAAAGCGCUCCUUGUGGGUCACACCCUCUAAUAUACUCAAAUUAUUGAGCCACUGUGAGGUCCAAGAACUGAAAAAACACAAAAAAUAAAAAUCACAAUGACCCAAUGAUUAAUUUCUGGGAACCCUUUUGCUUUCUCGAUUCCCUAGUUUUGUUGAUUUCAUUUUUUCGUUCUCCCUUGUUUUUGGCUUCAAACUUUGUUUCUUGAAUAAAAACACAGCCUCAUGAUUUGCAACAAAAGUUUAGCCAACGCUGUUGGUGGCAGAACUGCCAGAGCCUGUGAUAGCUGUAUAAAAAAACGUGCUAGAUGGUACUGUGCAGCUGAUGAUGCAUUUCUUUGCCAAGCCUGUGACUCUUCCGUUCACUCUGCGAAUCUAUUAGCACGUAGACAUGAAAGGGUUCGCUUAAAGUCCGCAUCGCAUAAAUCUUCGGGCGCAGGUUCGCAAGAGAAUUCUAUGCCAUCAUGGCACGGGGGGUUCACUAGAAAAGCCAGGACACCAAGACAUGGCAAGCCAGUGUCUCAAUCAAAAAUUGAAAAGACAAAAAGGAAUAUUCCUAUUCCACUAGUGCCUGAAGUGGGUUCAGAUGAGAUAUCGCUUGAAGAUAAUGAAGAAGAGCAUCUGCUGUAUAGGGUUCCAAUCUUUGACCCUUUUGCUGCUGAAUUAUGCACUUCAACAACAGUCUCGAAUGAAGCGGGAGCAGUAGUACCAGACGGUGGUACUGAUACUGAUCAAAGAGCUGCUGAUUCUAGUGGAACCGAAUCAAAGGUUUUGUUAGGAGGUAGUGAAGGGAAGGAUGUUGAGAGUUUGCAUGGAUUUCUACCAUCUGAUAUGGAUCUUGCAGAGUUUGCAGCUGAUAUGGAGAGUUUGCUUGGUAGGGGUCUUGAAAAUGAGUCUUUUGGGAUGGAGGAGCUGGGACUUAUGGACUGUAAAGAAGAAAACGAGUUGGGGGUGAAAGGGUAUCCUUUAGGCAAGGGAAAGGUGAAGGUUGAAGAGGAAGAGGAUGCAGGCAUGGAAGAAAAAGAUGUUAGGGAAUGUCAUGCUGAUAUUGAGAUUGAUAUUGCAAAAGAUCCGCCUUUUGAGUUGAGCUUUGACUAUGACUCCCCUGCAACUUGUGACGAGGAAGAUGAGAAGGUAGGGAUUGAAGAGGGAGACUUGAAGAACAGUGAUGGGGAAUAUGAAGAUGAUGGUGGUGCAAAGAAGAAGAGGAGAACACUCCUGAGUCUGGAUUAUGACGCUGUCAUGACUGCUUGGGCAAGCCAGGGGUCUCCCUGGACUAACGGUUAUAGGCCCGAUUUCGACGCUGAUGAAUGCUGGCCUGACCCUGACUGCAUGGGUAUUUGCGGAGCCCAACUUCAUCAACCUUAUGGAGAUGUGAGUGGAUUAGCGGCACACCCUGCAGCUUUGGUGGACGGAGGGCGAGAAGCUAGAGUAUCCAGGUACAGAGAGAAGCGGAGAACAAGACUGUUCUCCAAGAAAAUAAGAUACGAGGUCAGGAAAUUGAAUGCAGAGAAGAGGCCCAGGAUGAAAGGGAGGUUCGUUAAAAGGACAACCUUCGCCGGAAAAUAAGUAUUAACUACUCUAGCUCGCUACAAGUUCCAUUGUGCACAUCAUCACGAUCGACUCUUAUGUAUAUUACUGAGGCCUUUCGACGGGGGAUCUUCACAGAUUCAAUAAAUAAAAUUCUGUGCUG